Messenger RNA from Lactuca virosa, 570 nucleotides. Lineage: Eukaryota; Viridiplantae; Streptophyta; Magnoliopsida; Asterales; Asteraceae. The record is from the annotation of a GenBank genome assembly.
AUGCGCUGGAGAAAGUUAGGGUGGAUUCGUGGGAUGUUUAGCGAGGAGAAAACAGGAGUUGGAGCAACAAUUGGAGCUGGAGUUUACAUUCUUGUUGGAACAGUUGCUAAAGAGCAAACAGGGCAUGCAAUCACAAUAUCAUUCCUCAUAGCCGGAAUAGCAGCUGCACUUUCAGCAUUAUGUUAUGCAGAACUCGCAUGUCGUUGCCCAUCUGCAGGAAGUGCAUAUCACUAUUCCUACUUAUGUGUUGGAGAAGGUGUUGCUUGGUUGAUUGGUUGGUCCCUGAUUCUUGAAUACAUACUUGGUGGAGCAGCAGUAGCCCGUGGCAUAUCCCCAAAUAUGGCUGUGUUUCUUGGAGGUCCAGAUAAGCUUCCUGCUUUCUUAACUCGACCCACCAUUCUUGGAAUUGUAGUUGAUCCUUGUGCUGCUGUUUUAGUCUUCAUUAUAACUGGACUACUUUGCACUGGAAUCAAAGAGAGUUCAUUGGCUCAAGGCAUAAUCACAACAAUAAACGUUGUAGCCUUGCUUUUCAUCAUGGUAGUUGGUGGAUACAUAGGUUUCAAGACUUAA